AUGACAAAGUUAUAUUUGAUAUUGUAUUCACAAAAAAACGAGGUGGUGGCAUCAUCACUUUUCGCAGCGGGCAGCGGAUUUAGUUGCAAAUCUCUGAGCAAGUUGCAGAACAGCAUGAGUCUUUUCAAGACUGCAAUGCAUGACAAGAACCAGGAGUCGACAUCAUACAAGACUUUCAAUGGAACCGUCGAGACCAUGAUUGACACAGACCCACUUUGGUUCAUCCUAGAGAAUGUGGAUGUCGGAGAUGCCACCGAUGAGCAGUCCAAUGGUGCUGUGAUUUCUCAGGUAUUAGCAAAUGCUGGUUUUGAGACACGAAUGAUCUUAUUAGAAGCAUUCAAUUUUGCGCUGCCACAGCGCCGAACCCGUCUCUUCAUCUUGGCUGUGAACAAGAAUCGUGCCACUGCUGAGCUUGCGAAUAGCCCAUCGGAGAUCUUAGAUAUGGCGGUGACAGAACUACUGCCUAUUUGCAAGACUGCUCCACUCCCAGUUGAUGCUUUCUUGGACGAUGACACCUCAGAUAGGGUUGUGAAUGAGCAACAGAGACGUCAGCAAGUGCGAACUUCAAAGAAUCGACGUACGGAAACCGAAGAAACUGAUGAGCUGGAUCUAGACGCAUCCCUCAAAGGGGGGAAAUGGAAAGAUAUGCACAUGCAAUUGGCAGUUUCCCGUGGGUUGACCUGGCCAUUGGAGUUGCCGACGGGCCUGACUGAGAACCCUUGGUUUGCAACACUACCAGCACGUGAGCAAGAGAUCAUCGCAUUUGUCCAGAAGAAGAACGAUGAGCGUAUCGCUUUGAACCAGUCACCAUAUCGAUUCGCGGACCUAUACCACAGUGCGAACCGCACUCCGGUGAGUGACGCAGGGGUGGUGCCAACGGUGUUGCCAUCUGGCACAGUUUGGGACUUUACCCGGUCUCGCCUUCUGACCGGGCAUGAGCAAAUGGGGUUACAAGGGAUUCAGAUGGAGUUUGCGCAUGAGAUUUCCAACAAUCAAGCACAGGAUCUGGCAGGCAACGCGUUUCCAGCUACAGUCGUGGCAGCUUUGCAAAUGGCAAUGCUAUGUGCAAUGCAGUUUCCUUCGGCCAUGGAGGACGUGGCCAUGGACCAAGUUGAAAGCCUUCUGAACAUGAUUCUGGGCUAA
Cladocopium goreaui is the source of this 1143-nucleotide messenger RNA. NCBI's taxonomy places the organism in Eukaryota, Dinophyceae, Suessiales, Symbiodiniaceae. The record is from the annotation of a GenBank genome assembly.